AUUUCCGGGGUAAGAUGGCUGCAGUCCGUAUGCUGAGAACCUGGAGCAGGAAUGCGGGGAAGCUGAUGCUCCUGCCUUGGUGACCCCGAUCUUACAAAAACUUUCAAGAGCCUGCUAUGUACCAGUGCUGUGUUAGGCACUGGAGAUACAAAUAUGAAAUAGACAUCAUAUCUUCCUUCUCAAGAGAUUACAACCUUGUGGUGGAGGACAAAGGAGAGGGAGACAGAUAGAAAUUACAACCCAGCAUGAGAGGCACCCACCGGGGGAUCUUGAACGUGUCCACUGCACAUAAGGAGAUAAGAGAGGAAUACGAUUUGUGUUCGCUAUUUUCAAACAUGUGGUAAUGUUCAUGUUUUGAAGCCAAAUUAUGUGUGUUUCUUUGGUUAUCCUUCAUUCAAGUAUAGUCAUCCACAUCACUUCCUGAAAACAACUGCUGCUCUCCGUGGACAGGUUGUUCAGUUCAAGCUCUCAGACAUUGGAGAAGGGAUUAGAGAAGUAACUGUUAAAGAAUGGUAUGUAAAAGAAGGAGAUACAGUGUCUCAGUUUGAUAGCAUCUGUGAAGUUCAAAGUGAUAAAGCUUCUGUUACCAUCACUAGUCGUUAUGAUGGAGUCAUUAAAAAACUCUAUUAUAAUCUAGACGAUAUUGCCUAUGUGGGGAAGCCAUUAGUAGACAUAGAAACGGAAGCUUUAAAAGAUUCAGAAGAAGAUGUUGUUGAAACUCCUGCAGUGUCUCAUGAUGAACAUACACACCAAGAGAUAAAGGGCCGAAAAACACUGGCAACUCCUGCAGUUCGCCGUCUGGCAAUGGAAAACAAUAUUAAGCUGAGUGAAGUUGUUGGCUCAGGAAAAGAUGGCAGAAUACUUAAAGAAGAUAUCCUCAACUAUUUGGAAAAGCAGACAGGAGCUAUAUUGCCUCCUUCACCCAAAGUUGAAAUUAUGCCACCUCCACCAAAGCCAAAAGACAUGACUGUUCCUAUACUAGUAUCAAAACCUCCGGUAUUCACAGGCAAAGACAAAACAGAACCCAUAAAAGGCUUUCAAAAAGCAAUGGUCAAGACUAUGUCUGCAGCCCUGAAGAUACCUCAUUUUGGUUAUUGUGAUGAGAUUGACCUUACUGAACUGGUUAAGCUCCGAGAAGAAUUAAAACCCAUUGCAUUUGCUCGUGGAAUUAAACUCUCCUUUAUGCCUUUCUUCUUAAAGGCUGCUUCCUUGGGAUUACUACAGUUUCCUAUCCUUAACGCUUCUGUGGAUGAAAACUGCCAGAAUAUAACAUAUAAGGCUUCUCAUAACAUUGGGAUAGCAAUGGAUACUGAGCAGGGUUUGAUUGUCCCUAAUGUGAAAAAUGUUCAGAUCUGCUCUAUAUUUGACAUCGCCACUGAACUGAACCGCCUCCAGAAAUUGGGCUCUGUGAGUCAGCUCAGCACCACUGAUCUUACAGGAGGAACAUUUACUCUUUCCAACAUUGGAUCAAUUGGUGGUACCUUUGCCAAACCAGUGAUAAUGCCACCUGAAGUAGCCAUUGGGGCCCUUGGAUCAAUUAAGGCCAUUCCCCGAUUUAACCAGAAAGGAGAAGUAUAUAAGGCACAGAUAAUGAAUGUGAGCUGGUCAGCUGAUCACAGAGUUAUUGAUGGUGCUACAAUGUCACGCUUCUCCAAUUUGUGGAAAUCCUAUUUAGAAAACCCAGCUUUUAUGCUACUAGAUCUGAAAUGAAGACUGAUAAGACAUUCUUGAACUUUUUGAGCUUCCAAAGAGUAUGUAAACCCUAGCUGUGCCAGCACAUGUUCAUCUUUACAAUUUAUAUUGUAAAUGAUUUGUAUCGUAUGAUUAAGGAUCUAAGGCACAAUAUUUGUCACUGUUCUAUUAGACUUUUUACUGAAAAUGAAUAAUGGUGUAAUGGUUCUCCUGGGGCUGUCACAUUUUAUAGGUCAGAGUGUGACUUCUUAAUAUGGUGCUGAUGUUUUUGUGUCAAUGGCUUGAAACUGGCAAGAUUAACAAAAUUAGGCCGGGCAUGGUGGCUCACGCCUGUAAUCCCAGCACUUUGGGAGGCCCAGGUGGGCGGAUCACCUGAGGUUAGAAGUUUGAGACCAGCCUGGCCAACAUGGUGAAACCUGGCCUCUACUAAAAAUACAAAAAUUAGCCGGGUGUGGUGGUGGGUACCUAUAAUCCCAGCUACUUGGGAGGCUGAGGCAGGAGAAUCGCUUGAACCUGGGAGGUGGAGGUUGCAGUGAGCUGAGAUCGUGCUAUUGCACUCCAGCCUGGGCGACAGAGCAAGACGCCAUCUCAAAAACAAAAAAACAAAAUUCAUGUUACUAAAAGACAGGUAGCCAUAUACAGACAGUAUAUGCCCUAUUUUUUUUAACUGACUCUUAAUGAAACUUUAAUUUUACUUAAUUAAGAAAUGGAAUUUAUAUACAAAAAUAUUUUCCAUUUCCGUUAUUAUGCUAAUUGUUGUAUGAAAUAAGUGCAAUUAUACUUCUCUUUUGAGAUAUCCAAGAGUAUAUUCUUGCUCUGUAUAGAGAAUAUCAUCUGAUAGUGUCUUAUUUAUAUUAAUUAAUGUCUUUGAAAAGGGAAAAGUAUAAACUGGCCUUAAAAUUGUCCAAUUAUAGUUUUAUAACCAGUCUAUUAAAGGUGUUUGUUUAAAAUGGAUAUAGUUUUAGAUUUGUGGUAAUGCUUUGGUAUUUUCUUGGGGAAGACCUUCACCUUUGCAAACUUCCCUCAUGUAAGGAAGGUACUUUAAAUGUAGCAGCCACUGACAUUUCUUUUUUUAAAAAAAAUUUGAGAAGUCUACUUCCUUUUAACUUUUUUGGUCUUCAGCUAAAAAAUAGGAUAAGAAAUUAAGGUCUAUUCCAUUCUCCAUAUCCUGGGUAAGAAUGUAAAUAAGAGGAGAAGGAAGAGUCUAAUAGUAAUUAUGGAUAUAAAAAAUAAGAAAUUUUGUAUAGAAAUGAAGGUUUCAUAAUGAUCAUUUUGUUAAAGGUCUACUUUAAUCAGAAAUAGCAACGAGAUGAAUGUAUCCAACAUUUCAAUUUGCAUUCGGAAAUCCAUGUUGUUUCUAAUAUUGUCCAGUUGAAAACUGUAUGCCAAAAUUAGUUGUUUAAGUGAAGUUUUGUGACAGAAAAAAGGUUGUUUUAAUAUCUACUUGGUUUUUCUCAAAAUGGAAAUAAUUUUAAAAUCAGGAAAGAAUAAAUCAGCCAGGUGUGAUGACUUGUAACUGUAAUCCCAGUUAUAGGGGAGGCUGAAGCAGGAGGAUCACUUGAGGCCAGGAGUUUGAGACCAGCCUGGGCAACAUAGUGAGAUCCCAUCUCAAAAAACAUUAUUUUUAAAAUUAGCCUGGUGGCUCACGCCUGUAAUCCCAGCACUUUGGGAGGCCGAGGUGGCCAGAUCACCUGAGGUCAGGAGUUCGAGACCACCCUGGCCAACAUGGUGAAACCCCAUCUCUACAGUUUUGUAAAAAUACAAAAAAUUACCUGGGCCUGGUGGCACACGCCUGUAGUCCCAGCUACUUGGGAGGCUGAGGCAGGAGAAUUGCUUGAGCCCAAGAGGUGGAGGUUACAGUGAGCAGAGAUCACACCACUGCACUCCAGCCUGGGUGGCAGAGCAACACUUUGUCUCAGAAAAAAAAAAAAAAACCAAAAAGCCAAGUGUGGUGGUGUGCACCUAUAGUCCCAGCUACUCAGGAAGCUGAGACAAGAGGAUCAAUUGAGCCCAGGAGUUCAAAGCUGUAGUGAGCUGUCAUUGUGCCACUAUCCUCCAGUAUGGGUGACAGAGUGAGACCUGGUCUCUAAAAAAUAAAAUAAAAUAAAAAAAACAGGUCAAAUAAAUGCUGUUGUUGUAAAAUUUCAGAUAAUACAAAGAGUUAACCAAUAAAAGAAAAAGUCAUUCAUAAUCUUACCACUAUUAACAUUUUGAUGUAUCUAUCUGUAUGUAUGGCUAUUCUUUUUUGUUAAAACAUGAUCAUAGCAUAUCUACUAUUUUAUUAUUUGAUUUUUAAAAUUUAACAUUAUAUUAUGGGUAACCUUACAUGUCAAUAAACAAUUCCACAUUGUCAUGCUUUAAAUGGCUGCAUAGGCUGGGUGUGGUGGCUCACGCCUGUAAUCCUACCACUUUGGGAGGCCAAGGCAGGUAGAUCACAAGGUCAGGAGUUCGAGACCAGCCUGGCCAAUAUGGUGAAACCUCAUCUCUAUUGAAAAUACAAAAAUCAGCCAGGCACGGUGGCAGGCGCCUGUAGUCCACCUACUCGGGAGGCUGAGGCAGGAGAACUGCUUGAACCCAGCGGCAGAGGUUGCAGUGAGCCAAGAUUGAGCCACUGCACUCCAGCCUGGUGAUAGAGCGAGACUCUGUCUCUAAAUAAAUAAAUAAAUAAAUAAAUGUCUGCAUAGUAUUCCAUUGUAUGCAUUUAUUAUACAUUCAAACAUUAAACAUCUACCAUACCAAUCAUGGUUCUAAGCAUACAGUAGCCACCUUCAUGCUUCCUUGAUUGGGCUUACAGUCUAGUAAGGAGACAGAUAUUAAAUAACUGCAUAAAACACUGUUCUUGGUAGGUAAUAACCCAGAUGCUAUGAGCCAUCCAGUAAAGGUUACCGAUCUUAUCUGGAAGGAUCAGAAGAUGGAUGUCCCAUAAUUUAACCAAUUAUCUAUUGAUAGGCAUUUAUUGAGUUUUAAAUGAAUAAUGACAUGAUCAAUAAAAAUGUCCUCCUCACUUAAAGAAUAGAAAAACCAGGAGAAGGGAGUUCUGAAAUAAGUAAGUAUGUAGGUCCAGCAUCAAUGGCUCAAGAUACUCUAUUCCCAAAUAACCCUUAAGUUAUCUGGUUCUAUUCCAACCCUUGGGUAUUACUAUCUUCUCUUUGGUCUCAUGCAUUGAGAAUUCAGCAAAGGAUUUGUUCCCUACAGUGUGCACGGCCCUUAGGAUAGCAGGAUUCCCUGAAGAGGGCCAAAGGGGCAGGAGCGCAGCCUUAGUGGCAGUGCUGGUCCAUGAGGCUCUACAAAGCAAGGGAUGGGUGUUUGGGAGGAGGAAAAGGCUCUUGCUGUACUCCUAGAGGUUGGAAUUAAAGUGGAAAAGCCAGAAAAUUCAAGUCCUUUACUAACAUGUCUGGAGAUUAGAAGGUAUAUGUACAUGGGGGAGAAGCCAAAAUUAUUGCUGCGAGUGGUCAGCAAGAAAAUCAAGGCUCUUUUCAUUAUUUUGAGCAUUCCUCUGAUAUUUGAAAAGGAAGUACAACAGGAAAGGAAGUCUGAGGAUGGAAGCUAAAAUUGGUAUGAAUUUAUAUUUUAGAGAUCAAAAUGUACCUUAUGUUGAAACCUAUGUAAGAAGUGAUUAUGUAGAAAGAGUGAAAGUGAUAGCUCUUAGUCUGGAAAGCCCACUGGCUUGUUUGGGCAUUUCUCAUGGCUUCCCACUCAAAGUGGAUCCCCAAAAUCACUUGAUGGAUUUCCUUGCUGAUUUCUAAGUAAACUAUGGUUUAAGAAAGAAAUGACAGGGCUCAGCACUGCCCUACAGUACCAAGAAUACAAAUGUUUCCAUGAAGUCUUCAAAGGCAUUUGUAAAAUUCAGGCUGUAAGUGAUUAGUUAGUUCAUUCUGCACUUAUUUAUUAACUGUAUAUUCAGUUCCAGGCUCUAGGGUAGAGAUUAUGGAUAAAGGUGAAUUAGAUAGAUGAAGUUUUUGCCCUCACAGCAAAAGCUUUAGCCAAUAAUUAAAGCUAUCACUGGAAGUGGGUCUGUGCCAAUAACCUAGAGAAGAGCAGUGCUUUUAGAGUUGAGCUAUAUUCCCAAUCAGUUCUUAAUGGUGGUUUUACCCCCUUCCCUCUACACUGUCUUUUCUUGAGAUUGGAUCAUGUGUGUGAACCCACAUCAUUUCCAGUCAAAAUCACCAAGAGAGGCCGGACACAGUGGCUCAUGCCUAUAAUCCCAGCACUUUGGGAGGCCUAAAUGGGUGGGCCUCUUGAGUCCAGAGUUUGAGACCAGCCUGGGCGACCCCAGCUCUACCAAAAAAACCAAAAAACAAAAAAUACCAAAAAAAAAAAAAAUUAGGCCGAUGAAGUGACAUGCACCUGUGUGCCACCUACUCAGGAGGCUGAGGUGGCAGGAUCACUUGCAUCUGGGGGCAAAGGCUGCCGUGAGCUGAGAUUGUGCCAUUGCGCUCCAGCCUGGGCGACAGAGCAAGACUCUGUGUGUGUGUGUGUGUGUGUGUGUGUGUGUGUGUGUGUGUGUGUGUGUGUGUGUGUGUAUACACACACACAUAUAUAUACACACACCCCCAGGAGACCUUUUGUCUUUCUUGGUUCAUGUGCCCAUCAGUGUGGGCAGGAGAAUAGAAUACUCUGUCCACACUUGAGUCUUAGUCACCUUUGGAGCCUAGGAGUCAGCCAUCCUCAUUCAACUACAUGGAUCGAGAAUGGGAAUCUGGGAGAAUUUUUUUAUGGGCAGAUUAAAAAGGAAGUUAACUAUGUAAAGUAAGGCAUUGCCUUCCCACCCCAUCCCACCUCAGUUCGUGUUAAAUUAUGAAUUUUUCUAAGAGAGUUCUUUAAUGACAUGGAUAGAGAGGAAGCUGAGGUGGCAGUAGAGUAGGGAGUGGAAGGCAAAUACAUAAGAUACUAUUAAACUGUGAAGCUGUUUGUUACAAUUCCAAGAUUUUAUAAUUUCUCCAACAAAAAACAUUUGUAUUUUCUUCCCAGUUUAAGUUCAAUGUUAAUUUGAGAAAUAAUUCUACUCUCAAACUUCAUGUUAUGCUGACAGUUCAACUGAUGCUGUCAAAAUGUGAAUUACUAACUUCAGUAUUCUCUAUUCAUCUGAUUUUUCUUAAAAUGUUUGCGUGUUAAUAUACUCACUAGCUUUAAUGCUCUACUCUUAUACUGGCACCUUAAUUAUGGUAAAAGGUAAAAGGUUAAGUUAAAAUUCCCAAUCCUAGUUAUUUGGUCAAACAGAAGAUUAACAGAACUCCAUGGCUUACCACAGGAAUAUUUAUCAAGAGAAAAAGAAGAUACCUAUUUGAAUUUACAUGACACUUUCUGUGAAAUAUCUGGAUUACCAGAUUAGUCUGAAACAAAUGCCUUCCAAAUUCUACAGCGCAUGCCCAAGGCACUCUUUACAGUACCUGUUCGGGUCUUUUCUUCUAAUUUUAAGCACCUACCCAAACGUCUUCCCAGGCUUGUCAUAAUAAGCAAAUAACCUCAGAGCAGACAAAGUGAUUCAAUCUAAGAACCUUGAAUUUCUCUCCUUUUCACCUCAAAAUUUCUAUUCUCACACUUUCUUUUUGUUUCUCUUUCCGAGAAGUGGUUCUCCAUCAGCAAAUACCAACUGUUUUCUGUCCUCUAUUAUUUAUUCCAUCUCUUCCUCCUGAUCCCUGCCCCAUGUUGAACCCCCAUUGCCCCACUUUGAUCCUUCAGUCUCUUCCUCACAUCCAGAACUGUACCAGAUUUACUCCCUUAGCACACUGAUUAAAAUUUAUUUCCAUUUCCUUAUGGAGGAGGUAUUAGAGACUGAUCCCAGACCUCUACAAAUUUCAUUGUGGCAGGGUAAUGUUAUGUGUCCAUAAACCUUGUUCCUUUUCUUUCAGCCUGCAGUUAGGUAGAGCCAUGUCAUUUAUUUGUAACUAUUAGAAUAUGGGUAUAUGGGUUGAAGUAAUGUAGGCCAUUUCCAGACAUGGCCCAUAACACUUCUCAAGAGAUUCUUCAUAUUCUAUCUCUUCCCCUCCAACAUGCACCCUUCAAGGUUGAAGAUGGCACCACACAAGAUAGAAGGAGCCAGUGUUCCAAAUGACUAGGCAGAGCAGAAUGCUCCCCUCCCUACACCCUAGCACCAAUUGGUUUGGAUGUGAUAGUUGAAUAAUACACUUUUAUUGUUUUAAGACAUUAAUAUUUUGAGAUUAAUCUGCAAGUCUAGUUAGUAAAACUCGAACUCUGAGCUGUCUAAUGCAGUAGCCUCUAGCCACAUGUAGCUAUUUAAAUUUAAAUUUUAAUUUUAAUUAAUCAAAAUUCAACUCAGAUAUACUAGCCACAUUUCAAUUGCUCAGUAGCCACACUAAUUAAAUUUAAAUUUAAAUAGCUACAUGUGGCUUAUAGCACCAUACCAGAUAGCACAGAUGUAGACUGUUUCCAUCAUCACAGAAAAUUCUAUUGGAUAGUGCUGCCUUAACUAAUAAGACACAAAUGUUCUUAUUUUUUAAAUAGUCCCUAAAACAAACGAAAAACAAAGAACUCCCUUCUCUAAUGGCAAAUUUCAGUUUGCCUAAAAGAAGACUCAGAAUGCUUUUCUUAUAUUGUUACCUCUGACUGCCACUAAAUGAAUAAAUUUCCUGUCUUGCUCCUUCUGCCAAACUUCUUGAAUGGGUGAUCUUUAACUCCUUGCAAUCCUGGCUUUUUUCCCCAGUGCUCACCUGUAAUCAGUGUUGGCCACAACUCCCACCCAGAUGUCUCCUAAAUAGUUCUCUGAACCCACCUCUGUCCUGAUCUACAGACAUUCAUUCCAAUGCUUUAGCAUUUCAAGGUCAUCAAAUGACUCAGUGACAUCUCAGACAGUCAGACAGACCAGGUCAACUAUGAACUAUUUAUGCCAAACCUUACAUGGUUCAUGUUAUCCUUGCUAUCCCAUCAAAAUAACCACAGGCUUUUUUUUUUUUUUUUUUUAAUUUUUGAGAUGGAGUCUCACUCUGUCACCCCGACUAGAGUGCAGUGGUGCGAUCUCGGCUCUGCUCACUGCAACCUCCGUCUCCUGGGUUCAAACAGUGCUCAUUCCUCAACUCCCAAGUAGCUGAGAUUACAGGCAUGCACCAUCACGCCUGGCUAAUUUUUCUAUUUUUAGCAGAGAUGGGGUUUCGCCAUGUUGGCCAGGCUGGUCUCGAACUCCUGACCUCAAGUGAUCUGCCCGCCUCCACCUCACAAAGCUUUGGGAUUACAGGCAUGAGCCACGGUGCCUGGCCUGCAGCCUCCUUUAUUUUACAAAAGGCAUUACCACUUAAACACUGAAGAUAGCACGAAUCUCUGAUGUUUGCAAGUUCAGAAUAAAAUGGAAAUGAAAAUUCAUUAUGUGGCAGUCUCAGUACUGAGCACAAAGGCUUUUAACCACAAGCAAAUUACUGUGCUAGCCAGACCGUGUGAGAGAACUCCAGGCCAGCUUGCUAAAACUGAGCAGGAGAAUUUGGAGAGAGUCCAGAGGAGAGCCACAGAAACAACUGAAGCAUGACAAGAAUAAUUGCAGUUCUGUUAUAGAGAGGUCAUCUAUAUCAGGCUUUUAUGGAGUACCAUGUGGAAUGUUACCACGCAGAGCAUGGGGAACAGCUGUUGUGACUCAACAAGAGACAGGACAGAAGAAAUGAGAACAGGUGGAAGAUCAAUAAUUUAGGUUUGAUAUGGGGAAAGAUGGAACAGUCAAAGGGAUUCACACUGAUUUUUGGCUGAGCAGAAGGCAGAGUCUCCUCCAACGGGCAAUGUAAGUGCCCCCACUCAUCUACACCCCGAGAAGAGCCAUCAAACUGUAUUAAACUUGGAAAAAGCUAUUUAACUUCAAGUGUGCUGCGAGAAAACUUCAUAAUAGUUCCUAAGAUGUGCUAAAAAGUAAAGUCCAAAAAGAUCAUAAAGUCUGUAGAGAAGUUCUAAGAGUGCAGUCAGCUAUAAAAACCUAGCAAUUUAAUUUCUUAGAAAAAUGUAGCUGGAGUUCAAACUGUAGUAACAAAGGCAAGUAAAUUAAGUUGUGGGCAGGUGUAAUUAAGUUAAUAGGAAUGGCAGGGAUGAAUAUAAAUCAGAACAGGACUAACAGUUUGAAACAUUAGAUAUUCAAAUGCUCAGAGCUGAUGAGCCGAGCCACUACGCUAACAACUCUGCAAACCAAAGGUUUCACAAAUUGCACAAGAACCUGGCCUCGAUCCCAUUGUGUUGCUGGCAUAAGAUUAGAAGGGCCUGUUGGUUCAAUUGUUGCUUUGGACAGAGGAGGACAAACUUGCCACAGUGAAGAAAUCAUUUUUAAAAACCACCACUGUCCUUUAGUGCACUAAUUUCUCUAAUAACUAGGUGUAUAUUAGAAAUAAUGAUAUAUAAGUGCAGUAUACUCCAGUUUCAACAGAAUGGUGUCACUUCUGUAAAAUGUUGAUUUUCAGAUUGUCAUACUUUCUAAAUACAAAAAUUUGUCACAGCUUCCACAUUUACAAGAUAUUAAACAUUCCAUAAAAUAUUUGUAGAAAUAUGAAAAACCAAUUUUUGUAGUUGCCUUUUGAAAUGUAUACAAAAUAUCCCACAUGGGCAACAUGGUAAAACCUCGUCUCUACAAAAAAAAAAAAAAAAAUACAAAAAGUUAGCCAGGCCUGGUGGUGCACGCCUGUGGUCCCAGCUACUCGGGAAGCUGAAGUGAGAUCACCUGUGCCCAGGAGGUCGAAGCUGCAGUGAGCUGUGAUUGCACCACUGCACUCCAGCCUGGGUGACAGAGUGAGACUUUGUCUCAAAUAAACAAAAAGAGACAUAUACAAAAUAUAUUAGAAAGUUGGGUUAAUAUCCUACAAACAAAGUAUUACAUAGUUUGCACAGGAUUAUGUGUGUAAAAAGUUUUAAAUUCAGUAUAGCUUUUAUUUCUGCAGAACUAAAAGUAGUGCAUAAAAAUAAAAGUGGGAUGAGCAUAUCUUUUUAAUUUGCUAUGCAGUAAAAAGUAUCUCAGUCAACAUAUAGGAAACCAGUGCCAUUUCUGUAUCAUUUGACACCGAAGGGGUAUUGUUUUUUGUUUUGUUUUGUUUUUCUUUUGAAGAAAGACUUUUAUGUCUUUUAUUCUAUUCUUCCGAUUUGGGGUUUAAAUUACCCCCAAUAAGUUUGCAGAAUAUUCUGAUUACUACUGCUUAGGUGAUAUAUUUCAUAUGAGAACUAUCUUUACACAAUGGGAAAAAAUAUGGUAACCACUUCAUUCAUCAGAGAAGUUGUGUUUUGUUUACUUGUAUUUUGUUUGCUAAAUGAAAUUGGUUAUUUAGACUCAUGGCAUGCUUUUUCUCAAAUGGAGAUUUAAAAGUCAUUUCCAAUGUCCUUCUAACUUCUGGCCAAUUCCCAGUAGGCUAUAGAAUAAACAGUUUUCAUAUAAUAGUC
Molecule: messenger RNA, 11046 nt
Organism: Homo sapiens (human)
Lineage: Eukaryota; Metazoa; Chordata; Mammalia; Primates; Hominidae
Gene: DBT
Product: dihydrolipoamide branched chain transacylase E2
Exons: 13
Coding region: 805-1710 (301 amino acids)
Biological process (GO): branched-chain amino acid catabolic process; L-leucine catabolic process; L-isoleucine catabolic process
Cellular component (GO): mitochondrial matrix
Molecular function (GO): acyltransferase activity; acyltransferase activity, transferring groups other than amino-acyl groups; dihydrolipoamide branched chain acyltransferase activity
Source: RefSeq, a predicted model, not a curated record